Williopsis jadinii is the source of this 1285-nucleotide messenger RNA. RefSeq names its product Paf1p (gene PAF1). NCBI's taxonomy places the organism in Eukaryota, Fungi, Ascomycota, Saccharomycetes, Phaffomycetales, Wickerhamomycetaceae. Gene Ontology annotation, molecular function: chromatin binding; RNA polymerase II complex binding. Gene Ontology annotation, biological process: transcription elongation by RNA polymerase II. The coding region runs from base 82 to 1236 and encodes 384 amino acids. Gene Ontology annotation, cellular component: Cdc73/Paf1 complex. The record is from RefSeq and is a predicted model, not a curated record. The transcript has a single exon.
CAUCAACGAGGCGUGUUCAUCUGUGUGUUGUGCUGUGAUUCAACGGCUUGUGGAUAAAGAGGGUGAAUAUAACGACAGAUAAUGUCCAAGAGCCAGGAUUACAUUGCGCGGAUCAGGUAUCAGAAUGACCUUCCACCACCUCUUUUACCACCAAAAUUGUUGAAAUAUUCUGGACAUGACGAGGAGCAGGUCGGUUCAUCGAGCCAGCUGUCUUUGUUGAUCCGCAAAGAAGGGGUGAAUGGUCUAGUUUCACUGGAUAACGACAUUGGUUUACCAUUAGAUAUCAUCCAGGCACCGCUGUUGUUCGAUGAGACGUCAAGACCGAAAACUUCGGAUGAUAAGGAGAAGCAUUCGACGCUUCAUCCACAUGACCGUAUCUUGCUCAGAGACCCACAGGUGGAGAAAGUAGCCAAGCAUCAACCUCAGGUUUCCUUCUUGAGAAGAACCGAAUAUACAGGUGCCGUGAUGAUGGGCAACGGCUCCAGUAACGUUUCAAGAUCUGUGACGCCCCACCUAUCCCGUGAGGAUGAUUCUCCGGCAGCGCAAUUGCGUGCUAUUGAGACCACUUUUGAAAAUGCGACAAAGACUUUGAACGACUUGACAAAGAUUAGACAUCCAACGAAGAAGAGCUUGAAGCCAAAGAAAGUUUGGAACCUGUUGCCUGAUGUCUCUAGAAUGGAUCAAAAAUUUUCAAGUGUCAAAUUUGGUUCAAACAGUUUGUCCAAAGUUCGUGACUUGGACUAUAAGACUGCACUGUUUAGACAGAUGAGAUUGGAGGACAUCAAUUGGAUGUCCUUCUACACCACCGAUGAAACAACUGGCUCUAGGGUUAAGAGAACGUUGGACGACUUGGAGGAAAACAUUCCAAAGGAGAAUACUCAAGACAGCGAGAGCUUCAAGUAUACGAAAGUUGACGAUUUCGACUUGCAUGUAUCCAGACUUGAUGGUGAGAUCCAAGAGAUUGCGUUGAGGUUUGACGAAGCGAACGGGACCGUUUAUUAUAACCCAAUUUCAAGAAAGGCGGAUUUGAAAAGACGUAAGAUCCAAGAAUCCCACAGAGAAUUACUCGAAGAAAGGGACGUUGACGUUAUAAAUCUAAAGAUCAGGGAGCCAACCGUUGAGGAGUUCAACAAGAAGAACAACCUGAGACAUGAGCACGACUCUGUGACGUACGAACGUGUUGAGUUGGAUGACGAGGAGGAUGAUUUGGAAACGUUCAGCAAAUCAAGGGAGUGAACUGCGUAAUACAUGUAUAAUAGCAUUGACAAUUGGAGAUGCGUUUCAG